AUGAAGGACACCGACAACAAUUCCGAGGGUUGUCCCGAGCUACAGCGCAACUUUUCCACCUGGUCGAUGCUUGGCUUGGCCUUCGCGGUGCUGAAUUCGUGGACAGCCCUCUCGGCCAGUUUAUCAAUCAGUUUGACAUCCGGGGGAAGCACGAGUGUUGUCUGGGGUAUGUCAGCAUAUAUCUCCUUGGAUAAUGCUAAUGCAGGCACAGGUCUGGUCACAGCUGGCAUAUGUAACCUGUGCAUUGCCGCGUCGCUGGCUGAGUUUCUUUCUGCCUACCCUUCGUAG
This is a messenger RNA of Aspergillus chevalieri, 288 nucleotides long. RefSeq lists its product as uncharacterized. The record is from RefSeq and is a predicted model, not a curated record. Bases 1 to 288 code for a protein of 95 amino acids. The transcript has 3 exons. NCBI's taxonomy places the organism in Eukaryota, Fungi, Ascomycota, Eurotiomycetes, Eurotiales, Aspergillaceae.